Molecule: messenger RNA, 876 nt
Organism: Penicillium riverlandense
Lineage: Eukaryota; Fungi; Ascomycota; Eurotiomycetes; Eurotiales; Aspergillaceae
Product: putative beta-1,6-glucan biosynthesis protein (Knh1)
Exons: 4
Coding region: 1-876 (291 amino acids)
Biological process (GO): fungal-type cell wall organization; cell wall biogenesis; (1->6)-beta-D-glucan biosynthetic process
Cellular component (GO): extracellular region
Source: RefSeq, a predicted model, not a curated record
AUGGCAAUCCAUCCAUUAUUGUCAGUGUUCUUUGCCUGGUUCCUGAUCUCACACGCCCAGAUCAUCUCCGCCAACGGGCUGACUUUUGAUUCUGACGACGUGGUGAGUCUGGCUUGGUCUUAUGAGAGCAAGGGAACAGCGAGGUACGAUCUCUAUUUAUGUGCUGGCGACGAGACCACAGACUCCUAUGACUGCCUAGCUCAAGUUGUCCAGGAGGGUACAUUUGCACCGGGGGAUUGGGUGUCUUUCCGCGUGAACCAGAGCGUGGGUGGAAAUGAGCCCAACGCAUACUUCCUGAAGAUUGUUUCUACUGGACCAAACGACUCCUGGUCCGGCUACACCUACCACUUUACAUUGACCAAUAUGAAAGGCUCAUUCCCCCCCCAAAUCUCCCACGCAAUCAGAUCCAUGACACCGGCACUUGCCCUCCCCUUGACCCUAGGGGAAGAAGAUCGUCUCCUCGAAGAAGGCCCCAACCCAACCCCGACAUCCAAGCAGUCAGCCCCCAUGGGAAACACAGAAUCCGUCCUCCAGUUCCCAGCCCCAAUCGAAAACGAGAUCCAUGGCAACGAACUACGCAAACGCCAGGACCUGGGCAUGCACACCGUGCCCUUUGGGAUGCAAACUGGUCCGACCAAGUAUGCUCCAAUGCCGAAACGUGCCGGCAGUACUAUCUUAGACAAGUCGCCUACGCCACAGUAUCCGCCGUUUCCUUUCGUUAUUGCAACGACCUAUCUGGGUGAACCGACGGUUCAAACAACCCUGUCGGAGUAUCUGUCUGCGACGGUAGCCGCCACUGAGAAUAAUGUUGCUCCCGCGGCUGCCCCAACGCUGGAUAAGAGGAUGCAGCAAUGGCUGGAGCGGUGGAAGGAUUAA